Fusarium vanettenii 77-13-4 is the source of this 882-nucleotide messenger RNA. RefSeq lists its product as uncharacterized. Lineage: Eukaryota; Fungi; Ascomycota; Sordariomycetes; Hypocreales; Nectriaceae. The transcript has 4 exons. The record is from RefSeq and is a predicted model, not a curated record. Gene Ontology annotation, molecular function: oxidoreductase activity. Bases 1 to 882 code for a protein of 293 amino acids.
AUGGCAUCGAAACUCGCCCUCAACUCUACUCGAAAGCUCAAUUCGGGCUAUGAGAUUCCUCUUCUUGGAUUUGGAGUCUAUCAGACUCCACUCGAACAAGCCACCGAUGUCUGCAAGAGGGCUCUGGAAAUAGGCUACCGCCAUAUCGAUUCCGCCUCUGCGUAUCGUAACCAAGGCGAGAGCGCAGCGUCCAUCUCUGCUUCUGGCAUCCCUCGCUCGGAGGUCUUUUUCACUACAAAGAUUCCCAUGCGCAAGCUUCCUCUCGGCUAUGAAAAUGCCCACACACUGGUGAACACUGCGCUUGAGGAGACCAAGCUGGACUACCUUGACCUUGUUCUCAUCCAUGCACCCUACGGAGGACCUGACGCCCGCAAGGGUGCGUGGAAGGCCCUUGUCGAGUGUGUCGAGGCUGGAAAAGUGCGCUCCCUUGGCAUCUCCAACUAUGGUGUCCAUCAUCUAGACGAGCUCGAGGCAUACAUCAAAGAGCUGGAAGCGGAGCGGGGAGAGGGCAAGGGAGGCGUCAUCUCAGUGGGUCAAUGGGAACUUCAUCCUUGGCUUACUAGGCCCGACAUCGUCAAGUGGUGCCAAGACCGUAACAUCGCUAUUGAGGCGUACUGCCCUAUUGUGCGAGGUGAACGCUUUGGCGAGCCCAAGAUCAAGGCCCUCGCGGAGAAGUAUGGCAAGACGGAGGCGCAGAUCCUGCUCCGCUGGAGUCUACAGAGGGGCCUCGUUCCUCUGGUGAAGAGUGUUACGCCUUCGAGGAUCCUGGAGAAUACGCAGCUGUUUGACUUUGAGCUUACGGCGGAGGAAGUGGAGGAUGUUGCAACGACCGAUUACAGUCCUUGUGCUUGGGAUCCGACUGUUGAGACUCUGGACAAGUAG